Molecule: messenger RNA, 1126 nt
Organism: Blepharisma stoltei
Lineage: Eukaryota; Ciliophora; Heterotrichea; Heterotrichida; Blepharismidae
Source: the annotation of a GenBank genome assembly
AUGAUUGAUAAAAAUCUUAGUCCCCCGUCUUGGAACGAACACCCAAGAAGGGGUGAAUUUAUGCAUGAUUUUUUUUGAAAUUUAAAAAAUAAUCCCAAUUGGAAAGCGAAAAUAAAAUUUCAGUUUAAAAUGCAUUUAAAAUCCAAAAAAAUAGCAAGAGAUUUUUAAUAUAUUAAUUAUCACUUAUACAUUUAUAAAAAAUUUUUUAUUCUCUUGAGUUUUAAACCCAAAAAAUAGCCAUUUUUCUAAUGGUUUUGCUCGCUCACAUAGGGGGGUUAGCAAAACAUAUAGGACUUCAUUAGAAAAUGAUUUCCUUAAAUCCAGCUCAAGAUCCUCUACACCUUCUAUAUACAGACACACAGAUUUAGGCUAUGAAAUGCAUACAGUGGCUAGAUCACGAAAAGAAACUGAUAACAAAGUCCAGCUUCUAGAUAAUCGAAUAAAAAUGCUGCUAAGAAAAGACAACAGUGUCCAAAAAGCCGCUGAAAAUGCCCACAAAAAAGCUGAUUAUUUAUUAAAAACUAGAGAACGAUACAUUAAUGACGUAAUGGCUGCUCACAAGCUAAAGGUAAAGAAAGAAAAAGAGAUUGAAAAAAUGAAAGAAAUAGCCCAAAUAAGGAAAAAAGUCCAAGAAAGCAUGCUAAAAGAAAUAAAAGAGGAGGUCGUCAUUGAUAAAAAAUACUCUGCAAAAGAAAUUAAAAAGAUUUCUAGCUUAAAUGAAGUAAAAGCUAAAGAAAACAAACAUUUAGACUUAAGGAAAAAAUUAGGAAGCAAAUUUAUAUAGAAUUUCUCAUUAAAUUGACUAUAAAAUUGACUUAAAAUUCCAAAGGACAAAUCUAAAGAAAAUACUAUAAAACAGAUAGAAGAUGAUAUGAUAAAAAGAAAAAGGAGUGUGAGCCAGUUAAAUUAUAAAAACGCUAUAAGAGAAAAAUACGAAAAUAAAAUCCAGAUAGAAAAAGAGCUCAGAGAAGACUCAGUCAAGAAAUUAACAGAGCUGGAAGAGCUAGAAGCAGCCCUACUACUCAAGCUUUCUGAUACAAUGACACUAAGGAAUCAGGCCCUAUCUAAACUGGAAUCAAUCUCAAAAAUUUCACCUCCAUACACCCCUUCACCUGUGAUGAAUUAA